Molecule: messenger RNA, 1076 nt
Organism: Raphanus sativus (radish)
Lineage: Eukaryota; Viridiplantae; Streptophyta; Magnoliopsida; Brassicales; Brassicaceae
Product: GATA transcription factor 23-like
Exons: 3
Coding region: 439-750 (103 amino acids)
Biological process (GO): regulation of DNA-templated transcription
Molecular function (GO): zinc ion binding; sequence-specific DNA binding
Source: RefSeq, a predicted model, not a curated record
UGGUUUCUUCUACUUUUUUUUCUCUACUUCACAAACACACACACUCGUAAUUAAUAUUUCCAGAGAUUCAUGGUCCUGCGUACUGCCACUUAGCUUUCCGGCCGACAAUGAUUUGGUAGAUGUUUUGUCCUGAAUCUUAUCGACCAGAAAAGCCGUAAUCAUUUAUUGAUUCAAAAGUGCGGCUAAGGGCAUUUGUGUCUUCUUAUCACAGUCACCCUUAUUUUUAAACGGUUUUUUAAGGAGCUCUUAGGCCUAACUUGAUCACUCAUACCGGACAAACAAGAAAGCAAUCUUGUCACCGUUUCUCCAUGUCAAUUCUCUAGAGUUUUCUACUGAUCAGAUAAGUGGUAUAGUUCUUGGCUUGGCUACUGUGGUAUCAAAAAAGGAGCUCCCAAAACAAAGGUUGGUUUGUGACAAAAAAACGAAAAAAAAACAAAGAUGGAAGAAGAGAAGUGUUGCAGUGAGUGCAAGACCACCAAGACACCGAUGUGGAGAGGUGGACCAUCUGGUCCCAAGUCACUUUGCAAUGCAUGUGGGAUCAGAUUCAGGAAACAAAGACGGUCCGAGUUAUUGGGUAUUCGUAUUAUUCACACCCACAAAGACUACAAGAAGAUAAAAUCAUCAACAUCUUCACCAUCACUACCACUAUCAAAUGGUGGCGUCUCUACUAAGAAACGACGGAUUCUAAAGGAGGAAGAACAAGCUGCUCUUUGUCUACUAUUAUUGUCUUGCAACUCUGUGUUCGUCUGAGAGAAAAACAGAGGGUAUCUCACUGAAAAGACAGUUUUGUCUUUUAUUUUGUCCGACGCUCUUUGGGCCACCUUUGAGAGGAUAUACUUGUAUAAUUUAACGCACUAAAUUUAGGCCUAUUCUUGUGUCAACGGCCUGGCCCAUACAGAUCAUUGGUCAACUCUUAAAUGAGAUGGAAUUUUAACCGGAUCAUUUCGGUUUUGGCUUUGCAUUGGCUUCGGCACUGGCUGAAGUUAGUUCAGAUCUGAUUCUGUUUAGUACAACCAAAUCUUUUUAAAAUGUGAGUUAAGUUUGGCGUAUUCCAAAAGUCUUUAACUAAAUUUUUC